AUGGCAAAAAAGUCUCAAGAAGUACAAAGUCGAAGAAAAGUGCUUGAACGACUAAUAGAUAUUGUUAUUUUUAUUGGCCGUCAAGGUAUCCCAUAUCGAGGUAAACAUGAAGCAGCAUAUGCUUUAAGAAAUGUCGAAGAAAACCAUGGUAAUUUUUUAGAACUAGUUAUGUUAAAUGCUAAAUAUGAUACUAUUUUAAAUGAACAUGUUAAUAAGUCAAUUACACUUAGUGUAAAAGCUAAUUCUAAAAAAGGUCGUGAAUCUUUGAUUACAUUUAUGUCCAAACAUUUUAUAAAUAAUAACAUAAUUAUACUAAUUGGAGCAGCAAUUCAAGGUACAAUUGUUAGAGAAAUUAAAGAAUGUACUAAGUUUAGUAUAAUGAUUGAUAGCACCCAGGAUGUAAGUGUUAUGGAUCAAUUAGCAAUAUGCGUCUGGUAUAUUUCCCAUGGUGUCGUGCAAGAACAAUUACUAAGUCUGGUUGUUUGCAUUGACUCUAGUGGUAUUGGCCUUUUUAACUUAUUAAAAGAAGAAUUACAAAAACUAGGGUUAAAGUUAAAUGACAUUGUUGCAUGUUCAUUCGAUUGUGCUGCCAACAUGAAAAGUAUUUAUAAAGGUUUACAAGCCCAUUUAAAAAGUGUAAAUUCAAACAUUGUGUAUACACACUGUAAUGUUUUGAAUUUAGUAAUGAGUGAAUAUUCCCACAAACGAAUGGAAACUUUGACAUCUAUUACUAGUGUAAAACAUACUGGUCAUGAUAAACUCUAUAAACUCCAAAAAAUUGGAGCAACUCGUUGGUGGAGUAAAGAUAAAGCUUUAUCUUCAGUUAUGGAUUUACAACUGAAUAUCUUCAAAACCGAUAAAGAAGUUGAAAACACCAAAUUUGCAACUUAA
Messenger RNA from Macrosiphum euphorbiae (potato aphid), 891 nucleotides. The record is from the annotation of a GenBank genome assembly. Lineage: Eukaryota; Metazoa; Arthropoda; Insecta; Hemiptera; Aphididae.